CAAAUGUACAUCCUACUCUGCCGUAAAGAAUGCAGACUACCAAAUCUGCGAAUGAAUACAACCCUGUUCCGUCAGUAAUUCGUUGUUUGUUGUGUGAGUCGCCUCGUAAAAAGUAGCGAAUGGCGAGCGAUAUGGUCACUUGAAGAGAAUUUGACUAAAUCUGGAUUCAGCUUAAUUUUGCUAAAAUACAAACCAGAAAGUUCGGAGCGUCUCGUUGUGGCUUCAAUAAAUUUCUAGUCGUUCGACAAGUUCGGUUAAUUUUUAAAUUCAAACCGUUUUUGCGAAGGUUCUGCGCUGUUAAAGUGCCAUGCAACCGUCACUAAUUUUGCUACUACUUUCAUUUUUGUUGUUUCACACUGAGGGAGAUAGUCAGAGCACAAACGGUGGAGAAUUAUUUGGCAAGGAAUUUUUCGACACCACUGGAAAUUGGGAAGAAGGAGAAGUUCACAUCUUUGGAUAUGAGACUGGUAAACGAGCUCACCGGGCAAGACGUACCUCGGACAAUAAUUUGAAUCGCAUUAAAAUAAUUACUGGAGACAAGCAGAUCGACAUUAAGCUAGAACCUGACCCUUCGUUAUUAAACUCCGUUGUCUUUAAAGAUGGGGAUCACGUCACCUCAUACUCGUUGCAGGAGUCAACCAAUUGUCAUUGGAAAGGGUAUGUCGACGGAGGUGGCACUGCCGCAUUUUCAACAUGCCAAGAGCCAAACUCUUUGACCGGGAUCGUAGUAACUGAGGAGGGCUUGUGGCUUAUUAAACCAAGAAACGACGAAGGGAGUUUAUAUCGAAGCUUUAAUAAAUCUAGAUCUAGACCACGCCGGAAAACUAAUAAAAACGAGCAAAUAUUUUCGCACUUGAUUAUGUCCCCUGAAUGGACAACUACGCAUCUUUCUAAUUGGAUGACUGGAUCUGAUGUUGCUCGUGUCCCCUUGAAUGAGUUGGAAGGCGCAGCACGUCUUGCUGCGAAGGAUGCACAACAACGGGAAUCUCAACGGCAACCUGUCUACGAUGAUGAUCCAUCAAUUUCUCUCGUGUAUUCGACAGAACAAGAUAGUUUUGGACACUACGCAUCUUAUUUUCCGAGCUGGUUCGGAUGGGACUAUUUCAAUUAUGACGAUGCAGAGGAAGAAAACCAAGAUUAUGGCGGAUUUCGUCGUCCUCCCUCGUUGUUUAAAUCUGCUUCUGCUGCAACCCUUCUGAUGGAAAGGAAAAUUCGCGAGUUGGAAAGCAAGAAGAAAUGGGUGGAAAUGGCUUUGUUCACAGACGAGUCAAUGUAUCAACGAAUGGAAAAAAAGUUUCCCAAUGACACGUUGGUCAAGUUGAAAGACUACACUACAACGAUGGUGAAUAUGAUGGACUUAUUGUAUGGUGGAAAAUCGCUUGGGGUGGACAUUGGCUUUCGUCUGGUUCACCUGGAAGUGAUGAAAAAGACACCGAAAGAGCUGGACACCAACGGAGGGAAGGCGAAAGCAUACUUGUCGUCAUUUUGUGAGUAUGCAGGAAAUCAAAAUUUGAACUCUGGCUUAUGGGAUCAUGCUUUACUCCUUACCGGCAUCGACUUGCAUGAGCAAGGGCUCAAAUCUACUGCAGGGCUUGCUUGGGCCGGGACUAUGUGUUACAGAUAUUACAGUUGUUCAGUUGCUGAGGGAAAUAGUUUUGGUUCUGCAUUCAUCAUAACUCAUGAGAUGGGUCACUCGCUCGGGAUGGAACACGAUGGGCUUGGUAUAUCAGAAACAUGCGACCGGGAUAAGUUUAUCAUGUCGCCCACAACGGGACCAGGUAAAGUGACCUGGUCCAAUUGUUCUAGUAAAAACCUUCAAGAUUUCAUCGAGUACGGUACCAGCGAACUGAGGUCCAAGAAGUAUCCCUCUCAAAUGCUCUCAAAACCUACUUGUCUCUCAGAAGUGGUGACGAAAGGAAAAACGUCGACAACAAAACAAAAGCUACCAGGGGAGAAUUACGAUGCGUACUUUCAGUGUUCCUUGGGACUAGGGCCAGACUUUAAACCGUACUUUCAAAGAAAUAAGACGCCUUUUAACAAUAUUUGUUGGAUUUUGUACUGUGGAAAUGGAACUCACGCAGUGUCGACGCACCCAGCCAUGGAAGGCACCAAAUGUGAUAAAAACAAGUAUUGCAGAGGAGGGGAAUGCGUGAAACGUCCCCAGCAAAGAUGAUGCAUAUUGGAGGAGUAAUUCCACCGCUUGCUACGUUACAGAUUGCUAUUUAUUGAUCCCACCUGUACUUACUAUUCAUUACUAUAAGUCAUAUAUCCAGUUAUUCAAAAGUACUAAAUAAAAUAAUAAUUGGAUUACACGGAGUUAA
Messenger RNA from Folsomia candida, 2321 nucleotides. Its product is annotated as A disintegrin and metalloproteinase with thrombospondin motifs 16. Lineage: Eukaryota; Metazoa; Arthropoda; Collembola; Entomobryomorpha; Isotomidae. Gene Ontology annotation, molecular function: metalloendopeptidase activity. The transcript has 11 exons. The coding region runs from base 308 to 2173 and encodes 621 amino acids. The record is from RefSeq and is a predicted model, not a curated record. Gene Ontology annotation, biological process: proteolysis.